Messenger RNA from Myiozetetes cayanensis, 2875 nucleotides. RefSeq names its product caveolae associated protein 1 (gene CAVIN1). NCBI's taxonomy places the organism in Eukaryota, Metazoa, Chordata, Aves, Passeriformes, Tyrannidae. The transcript is spliced from 2 exons. Gene Ontology annotation, cellular component: caveola; cytoplasm. Gene Ontology annotation, molecular function: rRNA primary transcript binding. The record is from RefSeq and is a predicted model, not a curated record. The coding region runs from base 184 to 1269 and encodes 361 amino acids. Gene Ontology annotation, biological process: termination of RNA polymerase I transcription; transcription initiation at RNA polymerase I promoter.
UGGACGGCUGUGCGGAGCUGUGCCAUUUGAAUUUCAGCACAGACACUCGCUCGCUGCGCACUCCCCAUUCCUGGCGCGCCUCCCAGCGCGGAGUUUAGCCGAGGCUCGGGCUCAGUUUUCCCUGCUCUCUCCCUGCACUGACAGCUUCUCCGGGCUCCCGUGAGCCAGGGCUCCCGAGCGACCAUGGAGGACACCACCUUGCAAAUCAUCGAGCCGCCCACCGUCUCCGAGGCCUCGGAGGAGCAGGCGCCCGAGGAGCCCAUCAAAUCCGACCAGAUCAACGGCGUGAUGGUGCUGACCCUGCUGGACAAGAUCAUCGGAGCGGUGGAUCAGAUCCAGCUGACCCAAACGCAGCUGGAGGAGAGGCAGCAGGAGAUGGACAGCGCGGUGACCAGCAUCCAGGGAGAGCUGACCAAGCUGACCAAGGCCCACACCACCACCAGCAACACCGUCAACAAGAUGCUGGAGAAGGUGCGCAAGGUGAGCGUCAACGUGAAGACGGUGCGGCAGAACCUGGAGAAGCAAGCCGGGCAGAUCAAGAAGCUGGAGGCCAACGAAGCGGAGCUCCUGAAACGCAGGAACUUCAAAGUCAUGAUCUACCAGGAUGAAGUGAAGCUCCCGUCUAAACUGAGCAUCAGCAAGUCUCUAAAGGAGGGUGAAAAGCUAGAGAAGGAAGGUGAAGGUGAGGAGGUACCUGCGGGUGAGGACCAUGCAGAGGAGGACCACAUCCAGCUCUCCUCGGAUGAGGAGGUAGAGAUUGAGGAGAUUAUCGAAGAGUCACGGGCAGAGCGCAUCAAAAGGAGCGGCAUGAAGAGGGUGGAUGACUUUAAGAAGGCAUUCUCAAAGGAGAAGAUGGAGAAGACUAAGCUAAAGACCAAGGAAAACCUGGAGAAGACCCGCCACAACUUGGAGAAGACCCGCCACAACCUGGAGAAGAGGAUGAACAAACUGGGCACCAAGAUUGUGACUAAUGAAAGGAGAGAGAAGAUGAAGACCUCUCGGGACAAGCUGAGGAAGUCUUUUACCCCCGACCACACCAUUUAUGCCAGGUCUAAGACAGCUGUCUACAAAGUGCCACCCUUCACUUUCCACGUCAAGAAAAUAAGAGAGGGCGAGGUGGAGGUGAAAGCCACGGAGCUGGUGGAGGUUGGUGGAGAGGAGGGAGAAAACUCAGAUCUGAUGCGAGGGGAGAGCCCCGAGAUGCACACGCUGCUGGAGAUCACGGAGGAGACCGACGCGGUACUGGUGGACAAGAGCGACAGUGAGUAGGACAGGCUGCAGCACGGAAGGGUUGUGGACGACAGCUGAACAUGUUAUCACUCACAUUUCGAGCUCUCCCUGCCCUGGGAGCCCCAGGGAAGUGUACACGAUGCAUCCUUCCUACCCUGCAGAGCCGACGCUGAUCCCCUGCCUGCUUUGGACAAGGUGUAUUUUAUAUUUUAGUUUCAGCACACAAACAUUAGGAACACGGGAUUGUUUUUCUUACACUGUUAAGUCACCCUCGGAGACCAUUCCUGCUGCAGCCUUCUCACCCCACGCCUGAAGAUGGACUUUGAGCGACAGGGCCCCCGCCCAGCUGGAGAGUGCUGAACCCAAGAUACCGGCUGUACAGCUGGAAAGCUCAAGAGCCCUCCACAAGCUAAACCUGGUGUCAAGAAAGCUUCCUGCAAGCAGCCCGCCCACCCACAGACCCCCAUGCCAGGUGCGUGGCCGCCCCACAGGCAGGAAGAACCCCAGCACCCACACUGGCCGCUCCCAGAGGAACUGGGAUGCAGCCAGAGCAUGGGAGGGAAGAGCUGAGCUAGUCCUGUUGAUAGGCAGAGCACGGCCCUCCCCAGCACCAGCUGAGCCGGCAGCACCCGGGAUGGCUUCCAAGGAAGCCGCCCUGCAGCUGGGGCUGCCCUGGGUGCCCACGGGGCAUCCACCACCCAGCCAGGCCCUCUGCUGCUCCCUGCUGUGCUGAGGCUGCUGCUGCUCAGCCCCAGGAGCAGUGUGGGCUGCAGGCUCCCCUGCCCAGGGGCCCAGGGACUGUGGUGAGUCCUCACCAGGGCAGGGAGCAGCACGGAGGUGGGGUGCUGGAUCUGCUCCCUCCUCACUCACAGCAGAGGGGCAGCGGGCAGGAGGCCCAUGCUCACUGCCUGGGGAGGGGGGACACGCAGGGAGCGAUGCCGGAGCAGCCACCGCUGACCCGCAAGAUGUUUCCAGAGGGAAACGGAAUGUGCUGCUGCCACGUGAGGCUCCCGACCAUCAGAGAGUGGCCUUGACACCUGUCAGCACCGGACCUUGAGCAUUUCUGAGCGUCUGUUCCCUCCGGGGGUCCUGGCACAGCUUGGGCUCGUGCCCACGUCCUUCACUUUCCUCCCUGUUUCCUGCUUUCUGCAGCUUUCGCUCCAUGCCCCGAGCGAGGGCAGCACACGGCGGCUCCAGGGCCCUCCUGGCUCUCACACACGCAGCCCCUGCCCCACCAUCCCCAUCCUGCUCCCCCCCGGCACGAGGCAGCUGCUGCUCACAUAACCCUAUAUAUAAACUUGCUUUUCCUGUAAGAAUUAUUUUCCUUCAUACUGUCCAGCGCACCCAGCCUGUCCCAGCCCCGGGGCCCUGCCACAGGUGAGGCCGGUCCUGGUCCCGUGUGCUGGCUGCGGGCAGCCCUGGGACACCAGAGGCUGCCGGGGUGGGGGCACCGGCUCUGGGCUGCCCGUGAGGCGGAGGGGUUGGCAGUUCCCAGUGCUGUGUGAGACCCCUGCCCUCGUGGAGCCCCCACGGGCGGUUUUUGGGGGAGUUUUCUCUGGGCAGCAGGGCUGGGGCGGCAGGAGCCCCGGAGACCCCCGGCUGUGCCCGGGCAGCAGCGCAGCAAUAAAGUCUCUUUUGUAAACCA